Molecule: messenger RNA, 2541 nt
Organism: Seminavis robusta
Lineage: Eukaryota; Bacillariophyta; Bacillariophyceae; Naviculales; Naviculaceae
Source: the annotation of a GenBank genome assembly
AUGGUAGCUGUGCGAAGGUUUUAAGAACGUCGUAUUCACAGUAUUCACUGACUUUUUUCACACGUGGCCAGCUGGUUCCUGACGUGGUGGCUCGCCACUGCCCCAAUUCGAACCCCAAUGUUCCAACCACCACAGGUUCCCCAACAAAAAGCACCAGCCACUUGGAAUCUUGGAAUCGAAUCAAUCACAUCGUUUCAACAAGCUAAUCGAAAAAGACUCUGAUACUCCAAAGCACCGAAAAACCACGCACCUGUUUUGCAGCUUUAGACCAAACCAGAGACGAGGGAGACAAAUUUUAAUACACAACACAUGUAUGAUGUAUGUAUUGAAAGAUGGGAAAUGAAGACUACCCGACUGCAGGAACGGCCGUACCGGCCUUUGGAGGAGUGGAGAAGGAAAAGGUGAAAGAGGAAGCCAAUGAGAAGGCCAUCGGGAAAGAGACCGGUAAAGAGACCAACAACAGUGGCUACACCGACCGUACCGAUGGUAGUCUGAUCAGCACCCGAGAAGAAGGAGGAUUGUCGUCAUGGCCACCGGUCGUAGUCCGCAGCCCAGGUGGUACCGGUAUCAUGAGUCCAGGUGGUGUCAUGGACCUACCGGAUGCGGUUCCAAGCCCUAUUGGGGCUCAGGGACUCCCCGGUGCUUAUGCAGCGGGACCUUCCCGCCCCUUUGAUGAAGUCGAAGAGGGGUGGCCCAUGGAUGACUUUGCCGACACUGGUGAUGCCCCUGCACCUGGUGCUGACAAUGAUGAGAAUCUGGUUGUGGCCAAUCGAGUAGAGGACUUGGACGCACAAGAUUUGCCUCAAGCGGAACCGGAAGGCAAUAACGGCAACGCUGCAUCGAAACAACGGCAAAAUGACCAAUUGAAGCAAACCCUGAUUGCGGCAUCCUGCUGUAUCCCAGUGAUUGUAGUCAUAGUCCUACUGCUAGUUCUUUUGAGCAAAAACAGCUCAAGCUCGAAUGAUGCAAACAACACGCCAUCCCCUGCUACAGCUUCACCAACCAGUGCCGUGUCACAAGAACCCACCACAAUCGAUCAGUACAUGCUUUCUCUGCUUCCAAAUGAAACCGUUGCGGCAAUCGAGACAGACCCGGCAUCACCACAGGGAAGGGCUUUUCAGUGGCUGCAAGAGGAGGGUGAAACGACAAGUAAUAUCCAUUACCUUUCCCAUCAACGUAUCAAGCAACGAUUUGCCUUGGCCACCUUGUACUUUGCCACCAAUGGAGCUGAUUGGACAAACAGUACAAACUGGCUUGACCAUGGUGUCCAUGAAUGUGAAUGGUACAACCAACCUUACUUUGCACUCAAACCAAUCAUUUCCCGCUAUUAUCCAGGAUACUUGGAUGGAUUCUUUAAUUCCACAACUGCAAAUGGCCAACCCAAGCCUUGCCAUGAUGUGACCGAUCUCUAUGAGCACUUAUGGUUGGACCAAAACAAUCUGGUGGGCACACUACCAGAAGAAGUCUACUUGCUGACAUCACUCGAAACCCUGUCCACUGGAUUGAACGUUGAGCUACAAGGAACCAUUUCAUCAAAGGUUGGACAGCUCACCUCUUUGCAAGGACUGGCGUUGUUCUCUCAACGAAAUGCUGGAAUCAUCCCAUCAGAAAUUGGAUUGCUCAGCCAUCUUCGAGCACUCUACCUAGGAGGAAACAACCAUCAGGGAGUGAUCCCUAGUGAGUUCUGGAAACUGACAUCUCUGGAAUACAUACUAAUGGGGCGCAAUCCUCAGCUGCAAGGAACCCUUCCAUCGGAGCUGGGCAGCUUUGCCAGUUUGAAGUGGUUCAUUACAUCUACUUGUAACAUAUCUGGAACCAUCCCUUCUGAAAUGGGUAAACUCAAAGCCCUGGAACAGUUUUACAUAUCUACAAAUUCACUGUCGGGUUCGCUUCCCAGUGAGCUGGGACAGCUGUCCAAGCUGUCUGUGGUUUCAUUGUUCAGCAAUUUCUUAGAAGGGAGACUGCCUACCCAGUUGGGUCUCCUUACAUCUCUAAUCUUGCUCACUAUCCGAGACAACGAGCUAUCAGGACCACUGCCAACGGAAAUCGGGCUCCUAACCAACCUAGCCGAUUAUCUGAAUCUGGAAAACAAUGCAGCCCUCUCUGGAACUAUCCCAAGUGAGCUUGGUCGCUUGACGAUGCUGCAGGAAUUGACCUUGUUCAAUAAUGAGCUGUCUGGCGAGAUCCCCAGCCAAUUUGGCCAACUGACAUCCAUGGUUCACAUGAAUCUUGCCAACAACUCCCUUUCUGGGACUGUACCCCAAGAGUUGACACCUUUGUCACAGUCUCUCCACACGUUCAAUCUGGAAGGGAAUCCUUUGUUGUCUGGGAUUGUGCCGAAUGCACUCUGCAACAUCAGUGGAACCUGCGAAGAAAGUGCUCUGGAUUGGGUGUGUGAAGGUCCUUUUGGUUUGACCAUGGACUGCACUGGUCUCUUGUGUGGCUGUGAUUGUCCCUGUUAGGUGAUAGAAUCAUGGAUAGCCAGGCGCGCUGGCCAUCUGCUCUGAGAGAAACUUAAACUAAACUACAUAUUUUGAUUUC